AUGGUUACGCCCACUCUUUUCGACGCGGAAACCAUUGUUGGCCUUCACCCCAACGGUAUAGACUUCAACCCUACUGUCUUAAAUGAAGAUACCAUCGCUUUCGAGACUAGCCUCGCCCCAUACUCCUUAUUUAUGUCCUAUUAUCAUGACAAGAGUACUACUGAAGUUUCAGAUGUCGAACACAUAGCUUUUCUAACUCGGUGGCUAUCCAAAUAUGUGUUUUGCUCUCGCUCCCUCCAGGUUGCUAAGAGAUUCAUUACCAUAGCCAUUCAGCUUCAUGCAGGCACAAAACUAUGCUUGAGUGAAAUGAUUCUGGCGAACCUUUAUGAAUCUCUGAGUGAGAGCGUACAUCUUUUGAAAAACGCCAAAACCCAAGCCGUGAGGAUUCCUGCCAAGAAAACGUCUGUCGAAGCGUCGCUCAGUGCUGCUAAGAAGCAUUCGACAAAGGCAAGUCGAAAACCCCCAACAAUCCAAAAGAGAAAAAGUGAAGAGGAGAAAGAAAAGGAUAAAGUCCCUAAUGAAGAGUCUGGUGACGAAUCCCCAGAGUUAAUCCAUCCCCCUCAGAAGAAGAAGAAACUCACGAAGGUCUCCUCCCAAAGGUCCAUCGCAAAAUCAACUAGGAAGGAUUCUGCAAGUACUCCCCCUGCUAAGCCUCAGUCGAAAGACACGGAGAGUGGGAAAUCCAGCUUUAACACUGAGAUUCCUGAGGGACAAGUGGCUGUCGAAAGAACACCUGAGAAAAUUCUGGAGGAAACAGUCCUAGAAGAAGAUAUCCCCAUAAGUGAUCAUGAAAUGCAGACUGUGGCAGAAUUCGACGCUACAGUGGGUGAAGCUUCUGAAGAUGAAUCUCCUUCUCCUCCAGGAUUAGAUGUUGCAGCUCAGGGUGAUGAUACUGACAUGGAAGUCGGGGUCGAAGACGAUCAUGAAAACGAAGCUGCCAAAGAUGGGGGUAACCAGUCGAAACACGCAGAGGCUGAGCAAAUUUUAGAGCGAAACACUCCACCUGCUCUUGACCAGACCCAAGGGAGUGGCAAAUCAACUGGAUUCUUCGCAGAGCAGUUCGACCACUUCUGGGGCAACUUCUGA
Lathyrus oleraceus (garden pea) is the source of this 1086-nucleotide messenger RNA. RefSeq lists its product as uncharacterized. The transcript has 5 exons. The coding region runs from base 1 to 1086 and encodes 361 amino acids. The record is from RefSeq and is a predicted model, not a curated record. Lineage: Eukaryota; Viridiplantae; Streptophyta; Magnoliopsida; Fabales; Fabaceae.